Messenger RNA from Entamoeba dispar SAW760, 1269 nucleotides. Its product is annotated as nucleolar protein, putative. The record is from RefSeq and is a predicted model, not a curated record. Lineage: Eukaryota; Evosea; Mastigamoebida; Endamoebidae. Bases 1 to 1269 code for a protein of 422 amino acids. Gene Ontology annotation, molecular function: mRNA binding. Gene Ontology annotation, cellular component: cytosol. The transcript has a single exon.
AUGUCUUUGUGGGAUAAUACUGCAUUCUCUUCCGUUGUUAAAGAAACAAAUAAUAAACAAGAAAGUGUUAAUGAUAAAGAAGAUGAAACAAAAAGGAAAGAAGUUCAAAUGGAAGAAGAAAGUGAAGAAGAAAGUAUGAAUAAAGAAGAAGUUUCAACAAAAGAAGAAAUUAGUGAGGAUGAUAUAAGCAAUGAAGGUGAUGAAGAGAGUAGUAAGGAUGAUAUAAGUAAUGAAGAUAAUGAUAUGAGUAAUGAGGAUAAUGAUAUAAGUAAUGAAGACAAUGAUAUAAGUAGCGAGGGUGAUGAUAUAAGUAAUGAAGAUAAUGACAUAAGUAGUGAAGAUGAUGAAGAAGGAGAAGAACAAGAUUCAAAACUAAAAGAAGGUGGUGAUGAUAGUGAAGAGGAUGUUGAUGCUAAAGAGAUUGUUUUAGGGGGUGUCCCACAAAAAGAAAGUGAUAAAGAAGAAUCAUCAGAGGAGGAUGAAAAACCAAAGUAUAAAAGUAAAAAAGAAAGAAAAGAAUUAAGUUUAAUAACUCACACUAAAGAAGCAGAUAGAACUGUGUUUAUUGCAAAUAUUAAUAUUAAAGUUAAACCAGCUCAAAUGAAAAAAUUUUUAAAACAGUUUGGUAAAUUAGAAUCAUACAGAUUUCGUGGUGGUGCAUUUAUCCAGGAUGAAAAAUCAAAGAAGGUACAUUUCUUAAAGAAAGAAUAUGAUACAAAAGUAAGAAAAACACAAAAUUGUUAUGCUGUUUAUUCUACACCAGAAGAAGCAGAAAAAGCUGCCAAAGAAAUUAAUGGAAAAGAAUUUUUAGGAUAUCACUUAAGAGCUGAUUGGGAAGUUAAUAAAGGAAUGAAAAGAAAUAUUCGGAAAACAAUAUUUGUUGGUAAUUUACCAUUUAAAAUGGAAGAAGAACAAUUAAGACAUUUCUUUAGCAAAGUUGGAGAAAUAGAAUCUGUUAAAAUUGUUAGAGAAUCUAAAUCAGGUAUGGGAAGAGGUAUUGGUUUUGUUACAUUUACAAAUAAAGAAGAUGUACAAAAGGGGCUUAAUAUGGUUGGAGAAAAAAUUAAAGGAAGACAAAUUAGAGUUGAACCGUGUUAUAAAAAUUAUGACAAAAUUAAACAAAAGAAAGCUGAAAGAAUUGCUAAGGCAUUAGAAAUGAAAAAAGAAAGAAAAAGAGUAUAUAAAGAGAGAGUUAAAGCAAAUAUGGGGAAGUUGGAAAAACAAAAGCAAGAAAAGAAACCAACAAAAAAAGUACAUUCAAAACAAUAA